AUGAACGCAUGCAUGUAAAUUCAGUACGGUAAACAAUGUUGUUUCAUAAAUACUUCCCAAGCAGACGUUCAUUAGAACGAGUGUUGAUCACCAUUUCAGCACCCAUGAGAACUAUAACAUGCUAUUAUGAUCAUUCAAUUGUGUGACCGAUAAGAAUUGUACCUUUCCGAUUAGCUGUACUCCUAGCCAAGUAUCUUAUGGUGCGUGGUGCAUCAUGCUUCAAUUCAGCAAUCGUGAUGCUGCAAUGAUGCGGCUAUCGCAAAACAUAGGGCCCUCUCCGAUACGGUUCUUCUCGGUGCCCGAUUACUUGCUCCCCUGGUCUUGGUCACCGGUCUCCGAUGCAAGGUUUUCCGGUGUGGAUGACGCAAGCUCGGCUGCGGCCAGUCCGGAAGUGGAAAGGUUCUGUGAUUCAUUCGGGUUUCGGAUAAAGAAGUUCCGACUAGUGCUCAGUUUGGGGUUUGGAAUGCUGCUAGCCAUCACGUUGGAACGUGUUGAGCCUCAGUGUCUGGUCAUCAUCGAUGAUCGCGUCGCAUCAAUAUGCUAAAUUUUAGUCCGGGAAUCACGAGUCAGUGUAUUUAUGGGUACAUCAUCCAUUUAGGAAUGAACAAGUUUAAAAUUUAGAACAUUUACCAUAUUGUAUUCUAGCACUAUACAUUUAUCAGAAACUUGACUGCAAUGCAAUGGCUCAUUGCAUAUAGUGUUAUGUGAAAUGUAAUUUUCCAAUGCUGUAACGUGAAAUGCUAUAACGGGAGCAAAUGCACUAUUUGGAAUGUUUAUUUUAAAAAAAUCCCUUGUGUGAAUGAGCUUUGCUGCGAAACACAGUACGUCGACCUCAAACUCAGCACUGGAAUGUAGAUACAAUUGUCAUCGACUAUUUGAAAGUUGAACAAACGAAUACCACAAGACGUAACAAAUGAAGUGAAAAUGGGCAUGGCAAAUAGGAAGCACGGGAGAAGGCUCUACAAGCAAAUUGCCAUGGCGUUAUGAGAGCUAUAGCUAAUUCCUGUUUGACAUCUCGGCAUUGUUCUUCAUUCGAAUCGGGCUCAUAAUAAAUUGGACGCUCACAAAGUGUGCCCUGCUGGGAACUAGCUAGUUUUCACUUUCGCCUUCGUGCUUUUUCACUCUGAACGAAACGCAACCCAAUCAUCUUUUCAACAUUACUUCAUUUCUUAAGCAAAGUAUGCUCAUCACGUUACGAGAGUAAUAGCGUGCAUCAGUUCUCGGCGCGCACAACUUUAGGUGGCAAUGUUUUUAUUUUUUUUAGUUUAAUUUUUACUUUACUAAGUUUUAUAAAUUUGUUUGUAACGCCCCAUAGCUUAGCACCUAGAGUAUAACUAAUAUCUAUUGCAUUAUUGAGGAGCUAAAAAUUAUGUGACACCAAUUUAAUGACACCGUUCUCUAAAGGUCUGUUAAGGCCCGACUACAAAAUAAUCCUAGUCACGGUAUACCUUGUAUUCAUUCAUGCCAUUUCUACCGAUGGUGCACACUGAUACAUCGCGGUCAAGUACCUUCUUUGUUUCACUGUUUGUAAGUUGCAUGUUGACGGAACCAAUCAAUCCAUUUUACAAGCGAGACCAAAACUGUGGCAGUAUCUCCCGAAGAAAAUUCACAUUUAAACGUAGCAUGUGUGUACGUGACUCGAUGACACAUUUAAGAUAUAUGCUAGUAUUAUUAUCACAUAUAUGCUAGUAUUAUUUGAAUUUGUGACUCUCCACUAGUUCGAAUUCUGUCACUAACGCAUAUAUUUGGUGAAUAUGAGGUAUAUGAUAUCAGCUCUAAAGGUAUUCCGCAACAAGGCUUUGUUUUAGAUGGUAGAAAUUUUUUAGGAACAUCAUGGUAGAUUGGGGCUGGUAGUGACAAUAACUAACCGUUUAUUCAUGCCCCAAUUUUUAUUAGUAACGGUAGGAUUGCAAAUAGAGCACGGAAUGCCUACGGAUUCCAUUUGCUGUAUUACGACACAUUUUUAUGUUUAAACGAGUUGUGCGCUAAUUAAUGUAGGAUAUACUACAUGUUUCCUCUUGUAUAAUAGUUUUAAACUGUAUUACAAAUAGUUAACUACAGUUACCAAUAAAAUGUGUCCGAACAUCUCCAUUUUUUACUAUUCAGUGUCAAAUAGGAGGUACUGCAACUGUUAACUUAGUGAAAACAUUCUGCAUUUCUCAUACGAGAGAGUUCGCUGGCGAGUUUUGGUUAGCUUUGCAUGCUCUCCGGUCGGAUCGUGAGAAUUGAAUCACGUUUUGUAUGGAACGGGUCUCUCUUCUGGAGAGGCAUGAUCGUGGAGAUAGCACCUGAUCUCAAACAACGGUUCAACCCGUUCGCCGCAACCACCCAGACCCCAUUCGCGGUUUGUUGCUCAGAGCGUGUCGUUGCUUUCGGGCGUAGUGCUCGUUGAAGGAGUUUCAACGCGAAGGAAAGUCUUUCGUUCGUUCGUGUACUGCGGUGAAGUCGUUUGUCGUUCGGUGUUUUUUGGUCAGAACGUGUAACGGUCAAAGAAACGCUGAUUUUAUUACGCAGUGUCUAUAAAAUAAACCCAAACGUUACCGAACAAUAAAUAGUGUAAAGUGAGAAGAACAUGUGGAUAAAAUGAUGAUACAACAAGCAUCUCGUGUGGCGCAUCAAGCUAAUAAAAAGCAGCUGCAGCGACCAGUUAGUUGUUCAACCUCGUACACAACUCAAACGCAAAAGGGUACUGCAACAUGUUCCGCCAGCGACCGUGAUUGUGACAAUAGAGCAACUACUUCAGUAACCGGAGGUAAACCACACCAGCAACUGCAGUUCACAAAAUUUCGAAGUAACCGCAGUGCUAGCAGCAGCCGCGUGACAAGCAAAAUUGUUGAGCCUAAAGUUGAUUGUCGACGGAAAAGCGCCUUCACGGCUGCUUCGCACUGUUUUGUUGAUAGGGAUGGCCAUGAAGAAGAAGGAACAAUUAAUACGGAACGAAUACCGAAGAUGGAAUUACUUAAACUAAACUACGUAAAGCUCAAGAACGAACAAGCAAAACGGUCAAUCGAGAAUAAAAAUGCAUCUGCCGUUGAGAAAAAACAAAAGAAAACAUCAACUGCGUCGACUGUUGUUUCUGCUUCAGUCGUAGACGAUAGCUCCACCAGAAACGUUAAUCAAGUUGUCGGGAGAAGAAGCCUUAGUGCAUGUGCUCAAGAUCCAGCAAGUGCUUUGGAAGGGCUUAUCGACAAUAAUGAUCAAACAAAUAGCGGUGAUCAAGAGGAGGUGGUUAAAUCGAAAUAUCUUGUUUAUAAAAAGCAUAACGGGUUCGGUGCAAACGUUUCUGGGAGGGCGGAUGCAGCAGUAGCUAAGUUACAAUACAUAAACGAUUCUGAUAUUAAAAUGAAGGCAUCUGUGAAAAAAAAAUAUGGUUUGUUCGAAAAUAAGAAGAAAAACAAACUGGAAACCGUGCAAUAUUAUUUUGAUAGUCGCAGCUACGAACGCUAUGUGGAUAAUAAAUUGUAUGGAGUAGUAAAUAAAACGGAACAGAAAGAAGUCCCUUCAUCAUUACCACCUGUAAGUAACGCUUGUAAUUCCCCAAAAAAACAAGCCUUUGCCGACCACCAAUCACCACAAACAAACAACCGGCCCAGCAUGAUGCGAGUGAUUAAACAGCCGGCUGCUACCAAUAGAACCGGUAAUGCAUCGCGUUCAAAAAUCGCGAUUAAAAAGAAUCUCUCCGUUGAAGCACCAGCAGAGCUAGGUGCGCUUGCUGGUUUAAAACAGGAAAACUGUCGAGUAUUCAAACUGCAAAAAAGCCAUACCAGCACCAACCUUCUAAUGCGCCAUAGAUCUAUGAACGACAUUCAUCGCAUUAACCAGUUAUUUUUAGAUCCGAAUGCUUCGACACCAGAUUCGGAGAUGGCAUCAGACAUAUCACUACUACCUCAGCGCCAAACGAGCUGUUCUAAAAUAUCUCCGAAAAUUCCGAACAGUCGAGUAUUGUGUACUGCAUAUUCUAAAGCGAUGGAAACAACCGGUAUCGAAAAAUCAAAAAUUCGCGAGCCUUCUGUGCAUCGGUUUGAAAAACAUCGAAAAUCUGAUGAACCUUCUGCAAAACAGCAAAAGUAUCUUGUGCACAAGCGUCUCAGCGCUCGCUACAAAACUAACGACAAUUUAGCUAAGAUUAUUGCCCACCCGGUAGCUGCAGAACAAUUUUCCGCGGAAGAUACAAUAAGGAAACGCAUUCGGCAGAUUAUUGACAGUCAAGAUCAGCUUGGGUCGACGGAAACAAUUGAUCUAACUCAAGAUCAUGUGGCACGAUUAUUCCGACAACACCACAAAGAUGAUAUCAAUUCUAUUGCUUCUACUCAUGCGAAGGAGAUUGCAAAAUUCCGAUUUCAGAGAUCAAAAUCCGCCACUCGUCUCAUAGGACUUGACACUGAUCGAAAAGAGAGAGAUGACGAAGUAAGCAGCGACGUUAGUGUAAGAAGUAGCAAAACAACAUGUGGAUACAAGAACUGCAAGUAUUCCAAUUGUCCUAUGUCAUCUUCCUCAUCUGCUUCUUCCACGAUCUCGACCACCAAUAGUUUCUCCGAUCGAAAUAACGAUAAAUUGAAUACUUGUGAAGAAACUGUGGGCAUUGGUAUUAACCAUAUUUCCAAUCAGUCGCGACAUUCUCUCAUUGAUUAUCGGAAAGAGACAUCCGAAAUCAUAGCCAGCGGCAAGCGAACUUCUAUCGUUAUCAAUGAUGACGAACUUCCUUCAAACGAGGCUACAAAAGAUGUUUUAAUAAACAAUGUACUCAAUGAGAAGAUGACUAAUACUAACAGAGAAAAGCAAAAUAAUGAUGUGCACAUUCUGUUUUCCAAAAUGAACGAAUCAGUACUGGAUUGCAAUCGUAUAAUAAUCGAGAAAUGUAUAGAAUCCACACAAGGACACAACGGAGCAGAAACAGUUGGUAACUUCGGAACAGCACAAAAGUUCUGGAGUCAACAAAACCAACGAAAUAUAAAACUAAAAAAUAAUCCGCAAACCAAGGCAUAUGACGACAAAAUUAAUAUUAAUAACAAGAUCAGAAAUGAGGAAAAUAACAGUAUUAGAAUAUUCAUCAGUAGCAAUAACCAGAUGUCAACCAGUAGUACAUCCGAACAAUCUAUGUCGCUGAUAUCAAAUGCAAAUCAUGAUACUCAUAGCAAUAGAUCUUCAACCUGUUCAUCUGCAUCCACAACAUCAUCUUCGUGUGGAUCAACGAGCGGAGAUUCUGAUAAAGACGAUGGAUACUGCGAUCAUAGUGAAAGAUCCAUUUCACCAACAAAGCAACCUUCUUCCAUUGUUUCCACCUUAAGCAGCGAAAGUAGUAAUAGCGGCACCAUAUGCAGUGAGUCUACAAAUAUUUCAAGCAUAACCUGCACAGGAAGCAGUGGCGGCCUUCACGACGACAGUUCACCCUGGGGAAAGAAUAUUCAAAAAGCUAAUCGUUUCACUUCCAAGACCAACAUUAGACUGGGUCGAGAUGGUGCUUUAUUCCUUAACAAUGGAUGUUUUACUGAUGAAUCAGAUCAGUCAGUGAGCCAUGCCGCAAACAAUGACGCUGGUGUACGGUCAGUGUGCUGUUCUAAUGGUGAGGAAAAUUCCGGUCGUUGUUGCAAAAAACGGAAUAGUGUAGUAUUCGGAGGAAGCACAUGCAGCAAACCCUGCCUUGUUAGUUCCAUAAACAUUGAUGAUAAUGUGGUCGAGUGUGAAAAUGAAGGUUUAAUAUCAGUGAUUGCAAAUAGUGUGAAUAGAGAAGAGUUCAUUUUUAAAAAAUCUGACAUUAAUUGCGAGUGCAGCAGAAGUAUGAAAAACAUUCCAAACAAGAUUGAAAGUUUCUCAACACGACCCAUCUCGAUUGAAGGACCACCUGACUCCGGAAUAUCGAUCAGUAGCGAUACGAUUAUUGCCAAUUCAGAUAGUGAUCUCAACCUACAAAGUCAAACAGAUUCUGACGAAAGAAAACUAAAGCGAGGGCAUGUAUUAGCCGAGUUACUGGAAACGGAACGCAUCUAUGUGGCUGAAAUGGGAUCAAUUUUGAAAGGAUACAGAGACGAGAUGCUCUCGGAAGAGAUGAGUUGCAUGGUGCCACCAGGUCUACAAGGAAAAUCAGACAUACUGUUCGGUAAUCUACAUGAGUUAUACACCUUCCACAAUGAAAUCUUUUUGAAAGACUUGGAGAAUUGUAUUUCAACCACUGAACUUGUGGCGUUAUGCUUUGUUCAACGGCGCGAUACUUUUUUCCGCCUCUACUCGUACUACUGUCAAAACAUACCCCGUUCCGAGCGUCUGCGAGAGACCCUCGUCGAUACGCAUCUGUUCCUGCAGGAGUGCCAAAAGAAGCUCGGUCACAAGCUGCCCCUUGCUGCAUACCUUCUCAAACCCGUGCAAAGGAUAACGAAAUAUCAAUUGCUUUUAAAAGAUCUUCUCAAAUUUAGUGAUACUGGGACAUGCUCCCGCGAGUUACAGAAAGCUUUGGAUUGCAUGUUGGUUGUGCUGAAAUGUGUGAAUGAUUCAAUGCACCAAAUUGCUAUUACGGGAUUCCCGGCCGAUCUAUCCCAGCAAGGAGAACUGUUGCUGCAAGAUUCGUUCCAAAUUUGGACGGAAAGUAAAAAAGACAUACGAUUGAGAUUGAAAACACAAAACAGACACAUUUUCCUUUAUCAGAAGGCAAUGCUAUUUUGUAAGCAAGGCUCAAAGACGGGUCAUAAUAAAAGCACCUAUCAAUUCAAGCAUUGGUUGCAGAUGUCCCAAAUUGGCCUCACAGAGUCCGUGCGUGGUGAUUCUCGACGCUUUGAAGUAUGGUUGCAAGGUCGCCAGGAGGUACACACGAUACAAGCCGGAACGAUUGAAAUUAAAAACAAAUGGGUCACGGAGAUUAAACGAGUUUUGUUAAAUCAGCUAGAAGAGCUGAAAGGCGAAAAAAUCAAACAAUAUGGACUGAAUCACAAAUCAUUGCGUCACACGGCGUCAUGGGACAUACCACCAACGAUCCACAACGCAUCGAGCCAUGUAUUGAGUGGCGAUCAGCAGGCUAAUGCAAGUGGGAUUGUUACUCUUUCGCAGGAUGUCGUCUCACGAAUACCACACAUGAAUGAAGAAGGCAUUAUGAAUGCCACCGGAAUUUCGUCGUCGUCUUCGGAGCACGAUAAUCAGGAAGCAAACGCAUGGAGCUCUGACUAUUCGAACAGUGAGGACGAAUUUACAACUGUGGAAGACAGUGUAACUCCGGGGCAUAAAUUUGUUUCGCUGGCCGACUAUUGCGCUAUAGGAAAUUCGGAGGUGACGAUGAAAGAAUCGGAUGUUGUUGAACUGCUCAAAGUAGGUUGUGCUGGCUGGUGGUUUGUGAAAGUAAUCGCCACUGGUCUGGAAGGGUGGGCACCAGCAGCGUAUCUGGAACCAAGCAAUAGAAAACAUUCUCGACUUCGAAGUGCUCGAAGCCAAGAUAAACUAAAUGUUAACUAAUAGUCGGUUGAUGAAUUACCAAUGUCACAAGUCAUUAUCAACAACAUGAAUAGAGUAUUAUUUUGUAUCCCCUAGCCAAAGUGUAGCAUAUUGUUCUGGAGUGUAAAUGGUUAAUCUGAGCAGAAGUAGGCUAAAUGAAUGUAAGAUUUGCUCAUUAAAUGUAUUAUGUCAAUAAUCUAAGCUAAAAAUACUUUCAAAAUCUCGUCUCGAGUAGCCCUGUCGAAUGAUCGCUAGGGGAUUCUUGAAACCUAAAUCCCUCUAAUGUAUACGUUUACUAGACAUAAUUUUAAAAUGACGAAUGCUUCGCGUAGGUACUUCCUAUUUUAGGAAAUCAGUUUUCAUCAACCAAACGAAUAUGUGCAAUAGCUUGUGCAAAUGCUUGCAGAACAUGCGUUAGAUCACGAUUGAAAUAACCUUCUCGAAUAUGGAACAUGACUUUUUUUAUUGUACACUUUAUUGCGUAUCUCCACCUAGCCUCUGUGUUUAUAUUGUGAAUCAAUUCGACCAGUGUUCCAUCAACCUACACGAUGGAUUUUUUGUUUUGUUCAUAGUAUUUAUUUCAUAAAAUUAAUUGUAGACUAUUUGUGCUUAAUGUUAAAAAAUUAUAUUACCCCACCGGUAAAAUCUGACUCCGAUACCUUUGCUGAAGUUUGUUUUAUGAUUCGAUCAUGAUCCCAUAAGCUUUUAAGAAUAAGAUUGUAUGUAUGCAAGUCGACGUAUUAAACUCGGUCGUUGGUAGCCUGAUAAUCAUCGAUGUGAAGCAAUAAACAUAGCUCAUCAUAUGUUAUAGCCACUGUCGUCAAAGUUCUGAU
Molecule: messenger RNA, 8249 nt
Organism: Anopheles darlingi
Lineage: Eukaryota; Metazoa; Arthropoda; Insecta; Diptera; Culicidae
Product: guanine nucleotide exchange factor DBS
Exons: 12
Coding region: 2584-7437 (1617 amino acids)
Biological process (GO): intracellular signal transduction
Cellular component (GO): cytoplasm
Molecular function (GO): protein binding; guanyl-nucleotide exchange factor activity
Source: RefSeq, a predicted model, not a curated record